UACCCUUCGGCCGUCCGUCAUCAUCCCUCGACGCCCCACGCCGAUCUUCUCCCAAUAACACGAAUCUCACCCCUAAUCGCUUGUUAAUUGCGGAAAAUGCGAUCAAGGUGAUAGGAAGGGGAAACUGAAUCGCCCCUCUCUGACACGGGAUUAUAGUAAUGCCUCAAGUUUUACAGUGAAAGUUAGUAUUCCUCUUGUCCAGGCACGCUCAACACUCUCCUGUCCACAUCAUGCCCACGCAGCUUCUGCAUCUCUGCUGGGUCUUUGUCCUGAUCGCCGGUCUGGAAGGAUCACCUCCAUGCUCGCAGUACGGCUGUCAACAGCAACCGGCAUUUAAACCAUAUUUCCCGCCGCGUCAGCCGAACUAUGUUCCAGCACCACCUGGCAUGACACCGCCUUGCGCCAAAAGUGGCAAAACCUAUUGCGUCGACGUCGACGAAUAUCCACAACAGCUGAUAACAACGUUGGUCUCAGGCUGGCAGUACAACUAUAACACAUUGCUCGCCAAUGAAAUGGUAGAGGGUGCCCCACCAAGAGACACUUAUGGCCUACCACCAAACAAAGAGAAAGAAUAUCCUUAUCCAGGACCAUCUGAGCGGACAUUGCCACCUUCUCAUCAAUAUAUCAUCUUCAAUGCUACGACUCAUGGAUAUCCAGACAGGAGGUACCGACUCGAAAUCCCGAAUGUACAUAUAACCAGCAACGACCCCGGGUUCAUCUACUCGGCCAUCAUCAGGCCUGACUUAGUCCCACCGGUCACUCACUACGAUUCGGGCAGCUGGUGGAAGAGGUUUAUGAAACAGAAUCGGCAGACCAGGCAGGCCAAGGAGACGUUAACCCUCUGCCCAACAAAAACUCACUUCAUCAUGCCGAAAGCUGCGAUUAACAACCAGGGCAACUGGAAAUAUGUCGUGAACUUGGACCAAGAUAGGAGGUUUACCCAACUCGUUGGAAGUGAAACAUGCGCGUCCACUAAGUGCAAUGGAAUAUGCUCCCUUCCAAAUGGCUACACAUCCAAAUGUCAACAGCAUUACGUGCAGAAAAGGUUGAUAGCAUUGGACGAUAAUGGUAAUAGUCUUUAUACGGACUUGUUUUGGCUGCCGCACUGCUGUCUUUGCCAAAUAAGCCCAAGCGGGAGUUAAAUUGAACCCUGUACAAACAAACGUCCAAUGAGCCAGAAUGGUACUUUUUUAUUUCUAUUACCAUGCUGUAUUACACAAACAAUAGUUAUUACACUAAUUGUUUGUCGCUUGAAUCUGACAAUGGGGUCAGACAAAUAACUUAUCAUUCCCUGUGAUUUAUUUUUCUUUUAUUUUUGUACAUUUUACAUUUGUAGUUUUUUUAGACUAUUAGACUUUGACAAUAGCUCUUUUACUUAUUGUUUGCUAUCAAUAUGAAACCAGACGAUGGCCUCUUAUGUGACAGUCACAAAA
This is a messenger RNA of Cimex lectularius (bed bug), 1433 nucleotides long. It is a transcript of the gene spz5, whose product is annotated as protein spaetzle 5. The record is from RefSeq and is a predicted model, not a curated record. The transcript has 7 exons. NCBI's taxonomy places the organism in Eukaryota, Metazoa, Arthropoda, Insecta, Hemiptera, Cimicidae. Gene Ontology annotation, molecular function: Toll binding; growth factor activity. Bases 231 to 1142 code for a protein of 303 amino acids. Gene Ontology annotation, cellular component: extracellular region. Gene Ontology annotation, biological process: central nervous system formation; innate immune response; regulation of Toll signaling pathway.